ACUGAAACGAGAAAUGUCAUUAAAAGUUUGAUCCGAGUUGAUUGCGUUUCUAUCUGCAUUUAUUCUGUCAAGCUAGCUCAGCUGAUAUCAAGCUGCAAGUGUCUAUCUAUUUCAUGGAUAACUACGCGUAUGUCCGUGGCCAGGAAACUGAUAAAGCAGGGAUGAGCGCUGCAACUGCAGGACAUCCCGCCGACCCCGGGGCUGCCAGCAAUCCCUACGAGAAACUCUAUCACUAUGACGACGAUGACUACUAUGACCCUCACUGUUUCUUCUCCUCCGGACUCGCACAGAACAGGAAGAGACUAGGUUUUAUCGCUACUUGUUCAACUGUCCAGUGUAAAGACGCUGGUUCCGCUGGUUAUGAUCCGCUUCUGCCCUUUAAAGAGGAUCUAGCUGAGUGGCUCUACAAAAUGAUUAGAGCAGAGAUUCAGCCUAAUCGAUUCUUCCCGGAGCUACAGUCCGGAGUACAUCUGUGUAAGUUGGGUAUCCACAUGCAGAGGAUGGCAGUAAAGUACAGGAAGGAGCACCCCGAGGAUACCUCACUGGUACCCUCCAAACCUCCCAGUCUCAAGUACGCGAAUGCAACAAGGAAGUCCCCGCCGUUUUACUGCCGGGACAACAUAAGUAACUUUUUGGAUUGGAGCAUUGAGUUUGGAGUAAAACACUCUUGCCGAUUUGAAACGGAUGAUCUUACGUUGAGGAAAAAUGAUCGACAGAUAAUACUACAUUUGAUGGAAGUCGGGCGUUUGGGAGUGAGGCACGGCAUUGAGCCUCCUACUCUUAUCAAAAUAGAAAUGGAACUGGAAGAACCGCUUCCCGAACCAGAGCCUGAACCUGAACCUGAGCCAACCCCAGAAGAACCCAAACCAAAACCUAAGAAGGGUGUGUCCUUCUUGGAUGAACAGGUACAAGCUUGUGCAGCGGAGUGUAACUGCUCUAUUCCUUUCACAGUAAACAGAGUAUCUGAAGGUCGCUACAAGGUCGGUGAAGGAAGGUCUAUAGUGUUUGUGAGAGUGCUGAGAUCUCAUGUGAUGGUGAGAGUUGGUGGUGGUUGGGAAACACUCUCAGCUUACUUCAGCAAGAUGGACCCCUGCAGAGCUCCUAUGGAUUCGUUCGGUGGGAAAUCUCCAACUGGAAAACUGAAACAAAGAUUCGAGAGUAACGAGGAAGAACAGCCCGCACCGAGAAGAGAGCCAACCCCUCAAAGAGAACCAGAAAGAGAAGUAGAAGAGGACAGUGCUCCUGCUCCAGUAGUGAGCGAGACAUAUGCACCAGUCCCAGCUGCUGUACCCCCAGCCAAACCAAAGCGACCUGCAACCUCUCCUUCUCCUGCUGCUAUAGCUGCCACUGCUGAUCCCAUGAGGAAAGCAACUCCACCUAGAACAAGAUCACCGACAAAGUCUCCGCUGAGACCGUCUGCUAGCACUCCAGCACCACGAGCAGCUAGUCCUAAGAAAACACCUGUCAGAGCAUCUCCUUCUGUCUCUAGAGAAUCUCUCAUCAGUCCUACUCCUCGUCCCAAUUCUAUUAGAGAGCCGAUCAUUACCCCACGACAAACGAAAGCCUCAUUGCUAAGGACAUCCUCGCCUUCUGCCAUCAAAACACCGUCCCCUGCUAAUCCGCUUUCACCCACCGGAUCUGGACCGGGAGGAAUUUCCCAUCCUCCCUGGAAGAACGUUCCUAACAGCCGCUCUAAUCUAUCCAGAUCCGCCAGUACCCCGCAAAGGCCGGCCAGCAGAACAUCUGGGGAGGCCGGACCUUCGACUCCAAAUUUUCAGCAGCCAAACCGCGCUUCUACCUUAGAUAGGAAGGAGCCACCAACGCAGAACAAGAGACUGAUCCCUGUUGGUGGCAAGAACCUGCCAAAGUCUGAUCAAUACAACCGGGCAACUCAGAGGGUUUCUGGCAAACCCAAAAUAACAUCGCCUGAACUGAUUCGCCGAGCUAUGGAGAUCAUGAAGGACAAUGGCGAAGUUGAAGACGAAGAGAAAGUUGUAAGGUCACCCACUGAUCCAGCACUAAUAGCAGCAAUAGAAGAAAUAGCAGAAGAGCAAUACCAGUGUGAGGCUGGCGAAGCAGUUGAUGUUGAUGUUGAGAACCUUCCAGAAGCUGGGGAACCUGGCCCUCUUCCUGAGCCCUCUGUUCCGAUUCCAGAACCUUCUGUCACCGAUCUAGCUCCAGAUUCUGGGGUGGAUACUCUUGCGGAAUCUAAACCUGCCAAGGUUACAGAGAACGCAACGGUUGGAGACUCAUCUGUUCCUCAUUUGUCAGGAGGGGACACCUUGCAGGAUAUCUCCGACAUGAUAACUGAUGACCAGGAUCGCUCGGAGAUGGAUCAGUUAGAGGAACUGCCCAGUGAUGAUGCAGGGUUUGACGUGCAAGACAUUCCCUCACAAGAACUUGUAAUCGAACCUAUUGGGCUGUACUAUGAGGACGAUGCUACUGAAGAAUUUGAACCCACUAUUGAAGCAGGGUCUGUGACUGAGGUUGCAUCUGAAGCACCGCUCCCAUUUGAGCUUAUAUCUCAACCUGAAGCAGAGCCUCAAGUAACUGAGCCAGAAGCAGAACCUCAAGUUGUCAAAGCAGAAACCCAGCCUGAAACUGAACCCCUUGCUCGUGCUUCUGCUGAACCGGCAGACUCUGACUACGAGGGAGGCACCACUGAGGACGAACUGAACGAAGCAGUUGGAGCUGAUAAUUAUGCCUCAAAAAUGGGGGAGGCUAGACAUGAUAGCUUGAGUUCAGCAAACAGUGGCCAAGUGACAGGAAAAGAUAUUCCAGUUGAUGGACCGCAGCGAGAUGGAAACGUCUUUGUCGCUGUCACCAUCUCAUCUCAAUACCCCGCCGAACAUCGACUGGCUGUAACCCACGAAGUUGAUGUAGACAUUUCUGAGGAUGGAGAAAAGGAAACAACCGUAGAGUUUUUGGAUCCUUCAGAACUGCUGGGGUCGAUAACAGAGCGACAUGAGCCCGAGGAAGGAAAAGAGGAAGAGGAGGUAACUGAGUUGCUUCUUCCGACUGAGGAAAUUGAAGAAGAGGAAUUAGAAGAAGAGGAUCUUGUUGAGCAAGGACAGGAAGAUGAAGAGCAGUGGGAGGACGAGUUAGACGAGGUGGAAGAGGCUGAAGAUGCUGAGAAACAUAUUUAUGUAGCUGACGUUGAGUCUGGUUACGACGUUUCCGAGCAACUCCAGGCUAUGAAUGAAGUCGAACUUGCCAUAUCUGAAGGCGAAGAGCUAGAGGACGAACCAACACCCGUAAUAACGGAGUCUAUGAUAAAGAGAAUGGAAGAGUAUAUGCGAGCGAAAUCUGAAGUGGAAGAUUCGAUCGAAGAAUUUGAGAAAAAUGUUAAGGCCGAAGCUGUUGAUGAUGAGCAAGAAGAGUCUGGCGAAGUUCUUGAAGUGGAUAACAUAGACAAUCUUGAAGAAGAACCAAUAGAAGAACCAAAGGCUGAAGUUUAUAACGUUGAUAAUCUUGAAGAAGAGCCAGAAAAAAAGCUUAAGGCUGAAGUGGAAAACAUAGAUGAUCUUGAAGAGGAGCCAUUUAAGGAACUCAAAGCUGAAAUAAAUAAGGUAGAUGACAUUGAAGAGGAACCAGUAGAAGAGUCCAAGGUCGAAGCGAGUAAAGUCGAUAAUCUUGAAGAGGAGUCAGUAGAAUUAGAGCCCAAGGUUGAAACGGAUAAAGUUGAUAACAUUGAAAAAGAGCAGGCAGCAAGCCUUCUUGAAGUAACAAGGCGCCUAGAAGUUCUGGAGUCAAUCACAAAACGUCAAUUACAACUUGAGAGUGCUAAGGAGGACCUAGAAGAGUCUAUAAAAGAAUUCCAGAGAACCACAAGUAAAAGUGAUGAAGACCGUGAACCAGUUUUAGAGGUUGUUGAUUUGGAACCAGUGGCUGAAGAGCCAUCUGCUGAAGCAUUUCCAGCUGCUGUUUCAGAAGAUAUUACUGUUGUAGGAACACUUCCAGGACCGAUCAUGAUUGAGGAAGGAAGUGCAAGCAGCGGAACCGCGAGUCCACCCACAGUUAUUGCAGAAAAAGUUGAACCAGAAACUUCAUCGUUUGCUGAGAAAGUGAAAAGACUUGAGCAUAUGAUCAAGAAACAUCCGAUGAAGGUCCCUCGGCCGUCCGAUGAAUCUGACCAAGGUGUGGUUGAAGUUGAUAAUAUUGCUGUAAAAGACAUAUUUACAGAACUUCCAACUGUCCUAAUGGAAGAAAUUCAGCCUGUUAAAUCAACAGUUUCUAACAUUGAGAAGAAAGAAAAAGAUGAUCUCCCGCCGCCUUUAAAACCCAUAGGAGAUCAAUACGAAGAUUUUGAACCGUCAAAACUGGAAGAUGUCCUCGCUGAAAGUAUGGAACACAUUCCAGCUCCUAUCGACGAAACUUUCCUUGUCGAAGAAGUCAUUGAAGUGAAACCAAUGGCCGAAGAGCUUGUCGUCGAAUUAUCAGAAGCUCAGAAAGAACCUGUAGCAGAAGAAACUAUUGUGGUACCGGCGAAGGUGCCCAUUGCCCCUGUUGAGGCGGAGAAGACAGUUGUCGAGGCAGAAGACCAACCUGAAUUGCAGCACGUCAAAAUGUCGAAACCCCCAGAAAAGGUAGAAGAAGUUGUUGUCAAGGAGCAGUUCAAAGAAGCAUCUCCUCCUCCUAAAGCUAUUGAGGUCGAGCCAAAAGAUGAUUUGGAGAUUGAAGAUUUAGAAGUAAUACAAGAAGCUGAGGCUGACGAAGAAGGAGCAAUAGCAGAGCACCCCUUGUCAGAGGGAGAGGAGGUGGUUAUGAAACCUGAGAAAACACCCCUUCCGAACAACAGUACUCUUAACUUGGCUCCUAGGAGAUAUUCCUUUGAAGCCGAGAAAUCAGAGGAAGAAAAAGAGGGUCCAGCACGGAGUAGCAAGAGAUCAAUGAACAGCAGUGGUCACACUUCAGACUCAGACCGAUCCACAUCUUCGGAGAAAGGUGUGUCAGAUACAUCGUCUGGAUAUCACGAGGAUUACGAGACGAGCGACGGGGACGAACUGGGAACGAGUUAUGAUAAAGUCCCCGAUGUUAUUAUGGAACAGGAUCAACAUACAAGGUCUAUUCUAAAAGGAUCAGUGAGGGAGUCGACAGAUUCUGGUAUUGCCAGUGGUAAACAGUCACUCUCUUCCACUCCUUCCCUACCGACUAAACAACGCAUGAAGUCAGAAGAUGACGAUGUGUUUGAAGAGGAGCGAGCCAAGGGUCUAAACCUCCCUACUGAGGGUCACGUCCGUGAAGCUGUGUUUACUAAAGCUAUCGAGAGUGCAAUUAAACCUUUAGCUUGGGGUAUUCAGAUACCCAACAUGGGAGAACUACAGUCCGCCUCAAUUGUAUUACCAUCGAAGAAGGCUAUUAGGAAGGCAAGUGAUGGUGAAUAUGACUAUCAUGGAAGAAGAAACAAUUUGCAAAAAGUGAUUUCGAAACCACACACAGAAAAAACAGACAUGGAAUGGGACGAGAGAGACCAAGCAAGACAUCAGGACAAAAUGGACGGUCAGACGAGAGAUGAGAAAGUUCACAAAUGGUCCGGGACACUCCGGUCUUCUCAGAAGAAAAAGAAGCCAUUCCGGACGAAAAAGUAUGAUGAAGAUGAUAUUUUGAACGCUAUUUCUCAACAAGCUACAGCAGUUAGAGCAAAGAACACGUGUCCUGUUCACAAUGCAGGACCUCCAGUGACUGGCCCCCCUAAGAGGAGGCCGGCACAAAGACCGGGAACUGCUCCAGCUAGGAAAUCAGCCCCGACGUCCCGCCCCGCCACUGCACGCCCCACUUACGCUGCUGCCGCCGCCUCAAACCCUAAAACUACCAAUGUCAAAGCAGCUAAAGUAGAAACUCGUCGACCAUCAUCUAGCAGCGUACCGGCCAGUAGGCCAGUAGAGCGAGGCUCUAAAGCUAUCGCAGUCAAGCCAGCAUCUCGCACUUCAAAUCCCCAAGAAGUAAAGUCCCUCUCAACAGGUCCCAAGUCAGGACCGAUGAAUCCCGGGACAUCUAAGCCAGUUCUCCAAACCACCAAGAGCACCCCUAUUAGACGAACAGGAUCCCUCAGGGAAGGAGAAAGGGCGCCCCUCAAGUUAUCAAACAGUUUACCUCGAGAUAAAAUACGACAUGGACCCAAAUGUACAGAUCUUCCCUGAGCUUCAAUAACGCUGUUGCAGUGACCGGAACGAUAGAGUAGAGUACUCCGACAGAAUAUAGAUAUACUGUUGUUAUAGCAACAGUUGUUAUAGCAACAGUU
This is a messenger RNA of Bolinopsis microptera, 6241 nucleotides long. Its product is annotated as titin-like. Lineage: Eukaryota; Metazoa; Ctenophora; Tentaculata; Lobata; Bolinopsidae. Gene Ontology annotation, molecular function: microtubule binding; cytoskeletal adaptor activity; actin filament binding. Gene Ontology annotation, cellular component: actin filament. Gene Ontology annotation, biological process: actin crosslink formation. The coding region runs from base 114 to 6140 and encodes 2008 amino acids. The record is from RefSeq and is a predicted model, not a curated record. The transcript has 27 exons.